CAACAUCGAGCCAACUUCAACCACACUUUGAUUGUUCAACUCAUGAAUGUACCCCGUCCCGCGCCGCGCGUACCGAGUCCCUGACAUCUUUCUCUCCCCCUUCCCGCCAGCUGGACUAUUAGAGAUGUCGCCGGCAACAAGACUCUGCCUCGUCCUCCCACUGCGACCUGUCGCAUGCCGGGUAGCAGGAGGCUGCACACGGGCCGCAACUCGCGCGAUACACAGCAACCCUGCCCAGCCCGCCAAAGUGGUCCCCGUCUACGGCACCGGCCCGCCUCCCGAGCCGCCACAGCCCGACCCCGAGUUUACCGCCCAGGAGCGAGAGCAGCGCCUGGCCCGCCGGAGGAGGCAGGCCGAGCUGCUAAAUCGCGCCGGCGAUCUCAAGGCGCUGAAACAGCAGCAGCAGCAAGACGCCAAGAAUACAAAGACUAGUGGUGGUGGGCUGAAGAGGCGGUUCUGGAAGGAUGUCCAUGUGCGCGAGGUCAAUGGCGCCCUCGAAAUCCACCUCGACACCCGCCCCCUCCGACAUCCAACCACCAAAUCCAUCAUCCGCCUCCCCGCCUCCAAACCCCACCUCGCCCACGCGCUAGCCCUGGAAUGGGACAAUCUCGUCUCAGCCCAACAAGCAACCAAACAGCACCUCAUCCCCCUAACCUCCCUAAUCUGCCGUGCCCUCGACAUCGCCUCCUCCGACUCCUCAAACACAACGGAGGGCAGCAUCCGCCCCACAAUCACCACAACCCUCCUCCGCUACCUCGACACCGACUCCCUCCUCUGCCUCGCCCCCCCACCGGCACCAGGCGACCACGACCCGGCCCGCGACGGCCCCUCGCUACGCACUCGCCAAGAACAAGCAUACACCUCCACGGUCUCCUACCUAACCACGCGCGUCUGGCCAGGUGUAUCUAUCGCGCCCGUCCUCGACGGCCACUCCCUUUUCCCACAACCCCAACAACCCGGCACACGCGAGGUGGUACAGGGGUGGAUCACCUCCCUCUCACCCUUUGAGCUCGCCGGGCUGGAGCGUGCCACGUUGGCAGGCAAGAGCCUGCUGGCUGCGGCACGGUUGGUGGUCGAGUGGAGCGAGGAAGGGGCGCAUGCUCGCACCAUUUCAGCAGACGAAGAACGGGGAAGGAGGAAAGAGAGGUAUGGGGUGGAGGAGGCGGCGAGGGCGGUCAGUCUGGAGGUGGACUGGCAGACGGGACGCUGGGGAGAGGUGGAGGACACGCAUGAUGUGGAGAAGGAGGAUCUGAGGCGCCAGUUGGGCAGCGUGGUGCUGCUUGUAUCAGGGAAUGGGACUGCGUCAAAGAGCAGCUGAGCUGGGCGGAGCUUGUAUUUAAAUGUAUAUUUAGAUGCAAACACUGUGUGUAACAACGGCAUCUGCAAUCUUCUUGUAUAUAAUGUACACUCUGUAACAUCGCAU
Molecule: messenger RNA, 1423 nt
Organism: Parathielavia appendiculata
Lineage: Eukaryota; Fungi; Ascomycota; Sordariomycetes; Sordariales; Chaetomiaceae
Product: ATP12-domain-containing protein
Exons: 2
Coding region: 125-1318 (397 amino acids)
Biological process (GO): mitochondrial proton-transporting ATP synthase complex assembly
Cellular component (GO): mitochondrion
Source: RefSeq, a predicted model, not a curated record